Messenger RNA from Xenopus tropicalis (tropical clawed frog), 1976 nucleotides. It is a transcript of the gene pofut4, whose product is annotated as protein O-fucosyltransferase 4. Gene Ontology annotation, cellular component: membrane; endoplasmic reticulum membrane; Golgi membrane. NCBI's taxonomy places the organism in Eukaryota, Metazoa, Chordata, Amphibia, Anura, Pipidae. The record is from RefSeq and is marked provisional. Gene Ontology annotation, biological process: glycoprotein biosynthetic process; N-glycan processing. Gene Ontology annotation, molecular function: peptide-O-fucosyltransferase activity; alpha-(1->3)-fucosyltransferase activity; fucosyltransferase activity.
CCGCCCCCUCUGCUGUGGGAGCCGCACGGUCUGUGUGAGGGGAGAGGGAGUAAUGGGAGAGCGCUGAUGGGGGAGGGCUGAUGGGGGGAGGGCUGCGGGACUGGCAUACGGGCGGCACAGGGUUAAUAAGAACAGAUAGAACAUGGAAGUAUGUGCAGCCUGAAUGGGGGAAUGUGUGAAUAACGGAGCGCUGUGAGGGGAGGGCGCUAUAGGGAUUUGGGGUAAAGAUGUCUGCUGGUUGCACUCAGUUAGUCUGGGGUGGCCGGUUACACUGGGGUGCCUCCCACUUGCUGAGCUGUUUGCUUGCCCUGUGUGCCCUCUGGGUACUGGCAGCGGCUGAGCCCACAGAGGGAGGCUGUGCCAAUGUACAAGGGGCAGGGGUGGGGGAGGCAGCUCUGUACCAGGGCAGGGGGCAACACAGAGUUCCCUCAGAGGAUAAUGUGGCAGUCCUGUCUGAUCAGUGGGAGCCCUCCUCCUUCCAGCCCUCCAGCGCCUUCUCUGGCACUGAUCUGGGGACAAUGGUGGCAGACUCCUACAGAGGCCCCGGCAACAGUGACAGGAGGAGCAACAAGGAGCUGCCCAUACUCCUCUGGUGGAGCGAGAACUUAUUCCCCCACUUUCCGGGGGACGCGGAGCGAAUAGACUGCCCCCUCAGCUCCUGCAUGGUCACCAAGAACAAGAGCGUCAAACUCCACAAGAGGACAAAAUCCAUCAUUUUCUAUGGGACCGACUUCCGGGCCUACGAAGCCCCUCUGCCCAGGUUGCCCCACCAGACGUGGGCGCUAUUUCAUGAGGAGUCGCCGAUGAACAACUACGUACUUUCCCAUUUGCCCGGCAUUAGGCUUUUUAACUAUACUGCCACUUUUAGCAGGGAGUCCGACUACCCCCUUACCUUGCAGUGGCUGCCCACGAUAGGCUACCUGCACAACCCAGCACUGUCUAUGGCAGAAAAAAACAGAUGGAGGAAAAAUGGAUAUGCUCCUGUCUUGUAUAUGCAGUCUCACUGCGACGUGCCGUCCGACAGAGACCGAUACGUGAAAGAGUUAAUGAAACACUUGGAGAUUGAUUCAUACGGGCAGUGUAUGAAGAACCGCGAGCAUCCCAACAAGAGACUUGAAGACACAUCGACGGCUACUACUGAAGAUCCAGAAUUCAUGGCAUUUACAGCGAGAUAUAAAUUCCAUCUGGCCAUGGAGAAUGCCAUUUGUGCAGAUUAUAUGACCGAGAAGCUUUGGCGGCCGAUGCAUUUAGGAGCCAUUCCAAUUUAUCGAGGGUCACCUUCCGUACGGGACUGGAUGCCCAACAACCAUUCUAUUAUAAUGAUUGAUGAUUUUGCGUCUCCGAAAGAGCUGGCAGAGUUUAUAAUGACUUUAGACAGUGAUGAUGAGCAAUACCUGAAAUAUCUGGAAUACAAAAAGCCUGGCGGGACCACAAAUACAUUCUUGUUGUCCAGCAUGGAAAAGCGAGAAUGGGGUGUGAACGACAUGACGGCGCCUAAUUAUCUGAAUGGGUUUGAGUGCUUUGUCUGUGAUAAAGAGAAUUCCAGAAUCAAAGCAGAAAAGACAUAUAAAAAGUCCCAGCAGGGAGGUGCUGCUCCGGAGCCUCAUAUUGCAGAUUUCAACCAUAUGGGCUGCCCAAUGCCAACCCCUGGAUUUGGUAGCGCUCAGGAGAUCCCUGAAAGUGACAGCUGGAAGCAGAUGUGGUUGCAGGAUUACUGGCAGAGUUUUGACCAGGGCGAGGCUCUUACUGCGAUGAUUCAACGAAAUGAAACAAACCAAGAUAGAUUUUGGGAUUAUAUGCAUGAAACGUAUAUAAAACGAAGUAUGAAUCACUGACCUGUAGUAUUAUAUAAAUUCAUAUUUUUAUAUGUUUGGGGUGUUUUUUUACUAUGUCAUUGCCAAAGUUUUUAUGCCAAAAUAUUUAAGUGAAGAAGACCAAAUUCAGGAUUAUGAGAGAAAAAUAAAUCUUUCAUGUUA